UUUUUUCUGUCUCUCAAAAAAGUUUGAAGCAUAAAAGGUAUAUAGAGUAGUGAUUUUCUAUGAUCCUCAAAUGUUCUCUUCUUUACCUGUAGACCCAUACUCAGUUUCUCCUACUCCUACUGCAACAUCUCAAACUAACAUGUCCGAAGAACGCAAGCGCGACACUUUGGUGGAACAAUUUGAUCAUGCUCCUGAAGCCCAUGAACGCUUAAAGCGAGUGGUCCUCAUCAGUCUCGACAAGCAUUCCGCAGACUAUGUCUUCAACUGGGCUAUUGAAAACUUUAUUCAACCCGAGAAAGAUCUCAUCAUCUUGGUCAACGUCCGUGUGGUCGAUGCUCCUUUGGCUCCUUACAUUAAUCCCACCGGCUUUGUUGAAGAACUCGAUUCAGGCAAACGUGAGGAAAGCCAUCGUCUGUUGAACGAGUAUGCACAUAAACUCCAUCAAAUGAAUAUUGCAUGCAAAGCAGUGGCUAUGAUUGGCGAACCCAAGUUCGAGUUGGUUCGCAAGGCUACUGAAAGCAAGGCCGAUGUUCUCAUUAUGGGUUCCCGUAAAAUGGGUGCAGUAAAGAGAACACUACUGGGUAGCGUGAGUGAUCACUGUGUUCACAACUGUCCUUGCACUGUCGUCAUUGCUCGACCUCGUCCUGACGAAGGCAAAGAAAAUAAGCGACGUUCCAUCUUUAUGAGAAAGGAAUCGUCACACCCAGCGACACCUGAACGAGGACCAUCCCCCAACAUGAUUAAUAUGCAACAAUAAUGAUUUUAUCUUUUUUGUUCUUUAUAAUGUAUACAAAUAUCUAUAAUCUAGCUUUCUAAUUACUAUCAAU
Molecule: messenger RNA, 827 nt
Organism: Radiomyces spectabilis
Lineage: Eukaryota; Fungi; Mucoromycota; Mucoromycetes; Mucorales; Radiomycetaceae
Exons: 3
Coding region: 71-757 (228 amino acids)
Source: RefSeq, a predicted model, not a curated record